Molecule: messenger RNA, 2972 nt
Organism: Pseudo-nitzschia multistriata
Lineage: Eukaryota; Bacillariophyta; Bacillariophyceae; Bacillariales; Bacillariaceae
Source: the annotation of a GenBank genome assembly
CGAAAAGAAUACAAAACAAGACAAAACAAGACAGAAGCACCCAACGAAGGAUCGGAACAGACUCGAACACGGAUUGAUACACACCAAAACAGAACCCUAACCAUGGCACAGAACAGCAUCGCUUCCGAAUCGCUGGAGACCGCGCCAACGGUGCCGCAGAUCGGGAAGUACGGGACCAUCCUGGAGGCCGCUUUCGUCGACCCCGCGUACCAAUGGCCGUCCCCCGAGGGGGUCGGAAAGAACGCGAUCGAGCUCCAGGCGAGCAUCAGCAUGAUGGUGGACGACAACGAGUCCGUCAAGACCACCGCCUCGCAGAAGGAGCGCAUGACGAUCCCGGAAAACCCGGCCCACGCCAAGAAGAAGCAAACGAAGGGGGGCCGCUGGUGGAAGUGCUGCGGCCGAUCGGGCGGCGACAGCGCCAUUCUCAGCCUCGCGGAGUACGAGCAGGCGAAGAAGUCCGCCAUGAAGGAGCGGAAGCUGCACUACGCCCACAAGAAGGCCCGGGCGAGGGAGCUCCGGAUGAAGGAACGGUACAACCGCGUUCCCGAGGGCAUCCUGAUCUACCGCCUCGACACGGCGACGCAGACGAUCUCGCUCAUGAGCGCGACGCACGACAAGACGGACCAGGAAACGCUGGUCCGGGAGAUCACCCUGGUUUCCGCUCGGCCCUCGCCCGACAAGUCCCGCAGGGGAAUGGUCAUCACCGGGGUGGUCAAGAACGAGAACGAGGAGGGCGAGAACGCCGGAGGCAACGGCAACGGCAACGACGGCGAAGGCGACGUGAAAGUCGACGUCGACGUCGACGUGGACGACGACGCAAGCGGAAAAUCAAAGGGGACCAAGAAGAAGAAAAAGAAGAAGGACGAUGUCAAGGAAAUCACCCUGGUAGCCUGCGAGCAACGAACGGCCAUUGCCUGGCUGGAGGCGAUCGAUCUCAUGCUGGCGAACAAGCAGCGCAUGGGAAGCACGGUAAGUUACACAAGUUCCGAGGGAAGCUUCGGACAGCAGCGGUUUCGCAUUUGAUCUCUGGACUCGGAAGGUCUCACACAGUCUUUCCUGUAAACCAAACGCCCAUCCAUGACCUCUUGCUUGCCACCAGUUCAAAAAGUCACAAAAGUCGAACGGAUGGAACAAAAAGAAUCUUUCCGGGCCAGAACUGGACCAAAUCGAGGGACAGUACCUGAACCUUGCUAGCUAUUCCAACAAACUCAUCCGUGCAAACAAGGGCGGAAAGAAAGGAGGCGCCGGAUCUGCUGCGGGCAUGUAUUACAGCAUCGAAAAGAACACGGAGGAGGGCAAAGACGAACAGCAGAUCUUCGAGGAGGAGGCUCUGGAAAGCAUUGCCAAGCGCCGGGCGGUCAUUAAGGAUUCGUGGGAUUUUUAUCGCAUGAUCUGUUCCCUGCUGCGGGACAGACGCAAAUACAACGAGGUAUUCCGGAAGCUGCAACUCGAUCCCGUCUAUCCCUAUUUGCAAUCCAUGACCGGAUUGAACGAUCCCGGUGAGGCGGGAUACGUCAACACGGACAAGGAGGUCAUCCAGAGGGAUUUCGACCGCUACCAGCAAAUGACCCGGACGCAGGUGGCGGAGGACCUGACCAAGCAGGCCGAGAAGGCGUUGCCCUCGCUCGUAGAAAUCUGCAAGGCGCUGGCGGGAAGCCUGGGAAUGGAGGAGGUGGGCAUCGGGCCCGUAAAAGAAACCCAGGCGGCACUGAAAAAGGCGGAAAAGAAGUACGACGGUGACUUGUUGAAAAUCACCGAUUUUUGCCGCGCCUUGUUGGUGGUCAAGGAUCUCCCGAGUCUCCUGGCUCUGUUGGAGCUAGCGAGAGAUUCCUUUGGACCCUUGAUCCGACGCGUCAAGCUGAGUUCGCUCAAGUCCGACCACAGCCCGCUUCCGGGGGGUUACCGCCACUGCAUCAUCAACGUGGAGCUCAAGGAACACAUUUGCGAGAUCCAGGUCCACCUGUGGCCGAUGUGGCUCGUCUGCGGUGUCGACGGAUUCCGUCACUACCGGCACUGUGUCGAAUACAACACCGAUUCCUUCGAAAACGCCUUUGAUGCGCUCGAGGGUCUGGACCGCAAGACCAUGGCCGAGCUCAUUGUCAUGGCAGAGGAAGCCGUAGCCGAAACGCCGCUCGAGUCUCUCGAGUGGUUUCAGGAAAAAUUUAUUCUGGAUUAUUUCGCCGAGGUUGGUCUUUUCAUGAAACACGGGAUCUACGUCUGGGCGGAAAUUACCCUCCGGACGCUGGUUCGUCUGCGAACGGAGUCCCCGGACAUUGGACCCGACCACCACGAAACCAUUCUCUUGUACACCUAUCUGGAAAAAGUUCUGAGAUCGCUCGGGCAGCAAAAGGAAGCCAAGGAAAUCCAGAAGCGCAUCCUGGACCACGACAAGCGCCUGAGGUCCGAAAAGGACGAGGCCGAAACCUCCCUGUGGGACAUGGUCAUGGCCGCUCCCACGGAGGCGAUCGACAUGAUCAUGGACCCGAACAAGAAGGAGCGCGAGGAGGAAGAAAAACUGAGAAAGGAGGUCAAGGCCUCGAAGAGGCAGUGGAGGACGAUCCGAAAGGAGCGUUUUGCCUUUCUGGACGCCAACCAGAGCAGCGGCGAGGCCACGACGAGCGGCGCCGCGAGCACCCUGGGCAUGGGAAGCGUGACCACGGCGGGCUAUGGACGCCUGGAGGAGAAGAAGCUCGACGCCGAUGCCGAGGACAGCAUGUAGGACUGCGAAAGGGAAACGGAACGCGGUGCGGUGCAACGCAACAAAACACAACGCAACGCAAUACGACAAUGCGGAAUGGAUGGAUCGUUCUUCGUUCGUUCUGCAGUAAUCCUUCCCCUCCCAUUCGUUCUCGCAUUGCACGCGAUUGCAUGGAUUUCAAGCAUUUACAAGUAUUCAUGCCAGUAGGAAAUGUUUCGACUGCGAACGAGAGUAUGUAACAAUCUAUAAUCUAUAAUAUAUAAUAGUAGCAAAG